UCCAUCAACCUCAUCUAUUUGGCACAGCUCAGCUCCGUUAUCGGGUCGGGGUUCUUGGCACAGUCAAUGUCCCAAGCUGUCGGCGGUACAGGGAAUACGGUCUGGUACUCGUCCUGUAUUACCAUCAUGACAGUCGCCUUGAAUCCUCCCAUCAGCCAGGUAGCCGACUACUACGGUCGUAAACCUAUCCUCGUCUUGUUGUCUCUUGCUGGAGUGGCCGGGUCCAUCAUUGUGUCCAGAGCCCAGAACUCUGGCACCCUUAUCGCCGGCUUUGCCAUCCUGGGCCUCAAUUUCGGAUGCCAGUCAGCCCUCCUAGCCGUCUUGUCCGAAGUAUUGCCCCGACGCUACAGGCCCAUGGGCCAAGCAUCCGCCAGCCUGGCGGCCAGUCUGGGAGCAACCAUUGGGCUCUUGAUGGGUGGGGGACUGCUCCAACAUGGAAAUCUCUCAAACUAUCGCAUCUAUUGGUACAUCGAGGCCGGUCUCUACGCUAUCGCAGCCAUAGGUUGUCAGCUAGGUUACAACCCUCCCCCACGAGAACUACAACUAUCGCUCAACUUGUCUGAAAAGCUCAAUCGUCUCGACUGGAUAGGAUAUUUCCUCUUCGCACCUGGGCUCACCCUUUUCUCCAUGGCCCUUGCAUGGUCUGACAAUCCAUAUUCUUGGGACAGUGCCAAUAUUCUUGGCCCAUUCAUCAUCGGCGUCAUGGCCAUUAUUCUCUUCGUCGUUUAUGAGUGGCGUUUCAAAAAGGACGGCAUACUUCACCAUGAUCUCUGGCAUCAUAGAAACUUUGCCGUCUCCUUGUUUGUCAUUUUCAUCGAAGGACUGUCAUUCUUUGCGGCCAACUCCUACUUUGCCUUUGAAGUUUCUCUCAUAUACGAUGCCAGCGUUCUCUCGGCUGGUGCAAACUUUAACAUCAUGUUUUUGACAGGUUUUGUCUUCUCCCCUGUGUUUGGACUGUGGUCUUCGAAGCGCAAGUCCAUGCGGGCUCCGCUCAUCGUGGGUUGUGUCUGUCUCCUAGUGUUCUUCAUUCUACUAGCCACUGUGAACAUAGACACUCCUCGCUACGCCUUCUGGAUAUUCCCGGUUAUUUCUGGCAUUGGCCUCGUCUCUAUCGUGCCACUGUCCAUGGUCUCAGCUCAGUUGGCGACAUCCCCAGAGCUAAUCACUCUGGUAUCGGGGUUGAUAACCACAGCCAGGAGCUUAGGGGGCGCAGUUGGCUUGGCUAUCAACAACGCAGUUCUCACCAGCACCCUGGAAAAGGAACUGCCCAAGAAGGUCAGCGCAGCAGCGCUUCCACUAGGACUGCCUCCAUCAUCUCUGCCUGCGCUGAUCGACGGCCUUGCUUCACAAAGGAAGGACGCUGUCGCUGCUGUUCCCGGUAUCUCACCCGAAAUUGCCCAGGCUGCAAUUGGAGCAAUGAAAAGAGCAUACUUGGUCGCUUUCAGGAACGCCUGGAUCGUUUCGGCCUCGUUUUGUGGCCUCUUGGUCAUAACUGCUUGUUUCAUCAAAGAACAGAGAGACGAGUUUGAUACGCGCAUUGACGCACCUGUUGAUGCUGGAUUGGUCGGUUUGGAAGGUAAUGUGGGUUCGUCGCCCGGUAUGCAGGAGUCUCUCGAGAAGCAGGGUCACAAAGAGGCAGAAGUGAGUCACGAGGAAAACUCCCGACUCUAG
Fusarium vanettenii 77-13-4 is the source of this 1671-nucleotide messenger RNA. RefSeq lists its product as uncharacterized. The transcript is spliced from 2 exons. The annotation marks the transcript as partial. Gene Ontology annotation, cellular component: membrane. Gene Ontology annotation, biological process: transmembrane transport. The record is from RefSeq and is a predicted model, not a curated record. NCBI's taxonomy places the organism in Eukaryota, Fungi, Ascomycota, Sordariomycetes, Hypocreales, Nectriaceae. Gene Ontology annotation, molecular function: transmembrane transporter activity.